Molecule: messenger RNA, 497 nt
Organism: Strongylus vulgaris
Lineage: Eukaryota; Metazoa; Nematoda; Chromadorea; Rhabditida; Strongylidae
Source: the annotation of a GenBank genome assembly
AUGGGACGUUUGCAUUAGAAAUCAGAGAUUGUACACAUGACGACGAAGCAGUUUAUGAACUUCAUGUGGAGAAUAUGGCUGGCGUUGACAGUUGUCUCUUCAAGAUAACUGUGGAAGGAAAAGUUGUUACAGUGUCGCGAGAUGAACGCGACAAACAUCGAAGACGAAAGCACAUCCUAAAGAAUGUUGGGCAUCAUAAAAAUGAGUUCUCAUCUGAUAGUGAAAUUGAGGGUAAAUCAACGAGGGAGAGGAGGAGAAUACGAAGAGUAAUAGAAAGAGUCAAUCCCAAUGCGCCUCGUCUGACGCAAUUGAUCGCACCACGAUUUAACAAACCACUUGACGACUGUGCCGUUAUGGCAGGGGAAAAGGGUGUGAUGAUGGUUGCAACACAGGGAGAUCCACCUCCCGAUUGUGAGAUUCGUCACGAACCAACCAAUCAGCAUUAUUUGAUCCUGAAAAAUCCCGAUCAGAACGAGGAAGCCGAGUAUGCCUGCCAU